AUGAGUUCCAGCUCGCGAACCCCUCAAAGCCCCCAGAGCCCUAAGGGCAAAGCGACCUCGCCAGCACCCAUAGCUGCCCCGACCCCCCUCAGCGCUGAGGCGCAAGACGCAGCUGGCAUUCUUUCUGCAACCUAUUGGACGGAGCAACCGCUUCCCGAAGAGGAUGUCAACGAUGGGGCGUCUAGCCUUGGCUCGUUCACCUCCACCACCGCUUCUCUAAGCUCAAGCAUUUAC
Molecule: messenger RNA, 234 nt
Organism: Sordaria macrospora k-hell
Lineage: Eukaryota; Fungi; Ascomycota; Sordariomycetes; Sordariales; Sordariaceae
Source: the annotation of a RefSeq genome assembly